Molecule: messenger RNA, 827 nt
Organism: Suillus discolor
Lineage: Eukaryota; Fungi; Basidiomycota; Agaricomycetes; Boletales; Suillaceae
Product: WD40-repeat-containing domain protein
Exons: 4
Coding region: 1-777 (258 amino acids)
Molecular function (GO): protein binding
Source: RefSeq, a predicted model, not a curated record
AUGUCUGCCUGUGGUGAUGGCCAGGUUUACUUCUGGAGUGCACCGACUGGUUCCCAGCUCGGAUCCCCACUGCGUGCACAUUCAGACGCCAUCAGCUUGUUGGCCAUCUCACCUGAUGGUGAAUUAAUAGCCAGUGCGUCCAGGGAUCACACUGUGAGGCUAUGGAGCACCUCUACCCGAAAGCCUUUUGGUCGUGUGCUCCAGCAUGCCUCUGAGGUAGCCACAGUAGCCUUCUCGCCUGACGGCCAGCUUGUCGCCACCGGGGAUGUGCAGAACGUAAUAUUUUUGUGGGACAUAUCACAGGAAUCCACCAUCAUGACGAAUGCGGUGUCGCCCUCAUUCGUUUCCCCAGCAUCCAACAUCACGAGCUACAUUGACCAGCCGUUAGCAAGCUCCGAUUCUCUUUCAACACCAGCCUCGGACGAGCUACCGCAUGGAACCGAGUUCACGACAGAACGUGUAGGCUCGCGUGAUGCUGCUACCUCACCUUCCCCAUCUCUGCCCCCUCAAAGUCAUUCCAAUCAUGAAAUUACUACUCCAGCCCGCUCCUCUCUUGCAGUCGAGCUUUCUGACAGAAUCCAAGUGCUUCCAGACACCGUCAACUCGCGCGCUUCCACUCCAGUGCUGACCUCACAUCUAAAGUCGUUUUGGAAGCGCUUUCCUAUGUUCAACAGGUCUGCAGCAUCUGUAGACUCCAAGCGGUGGAAAUUUUCGCGCAUUGGUAGCAUCAUGCGGCGCAAGCAUCGGAACGUGGAACCUGAUGAUGUCCAGCAUUAGCGUGCUUCUGGUUCCUGUCGUCAUUGGCCCCCGUUCUAUCGUAUCGUGCA